Messenger RNA from Hevea brasiliensis (rubber tree), 736 nucleotides. RefSeq lists its product as uncharacterized. NCBI's taxonomy places the organism in Eukaryota, Viridiplantae, Streptophyta, Magnoliopsida, Malpighiales, Euphorbiaceae. Bases 50 to 568 code for a protein of 172 amino acids. The transcript is spliced from 2 exons. The record is from RefSeq and is a predicted model, not a curated record.
CAUCCUGUGAAGCUCAGGAUAGAAACUCAGAAAGAGCAGCAGAUGAGCCAUGCCUAUCACAAUGGCUAUGGCAUGUCUAUUUCUGCCACCAACUCCUCUCCUUUCCAUUACCACCACCAAAUCUCCUCGCUCUUCUCUUUUUACUACCCACAAGGUAGCUUUGCGCUUCACCUCCUCUUCUACUCCUCUCAGACCAAAAAUAGCCUUCCAUUUCCACAAAAUUCUCCAAAGGAAAACCCAUGUAUGGAGAAUAUAUGCCGCCGCCGAGGAGGCCUUGCCUUCAGACACAAUAACUCCUCUUGAGAGCUCCCAGCGGAUAGUGUCCUCUACUGAUGAUGGAACCGCCAGCAUCAUAUCGGCUCUUCUCUUUGUUGCCUUCGUUGUUUUAUCCGUUCUCACCAUUGGGGUAAUAUAUUUAGGAGUGACUGAUUUCUUGGAAAAGAGGCAGACAGAGAAGUUUGAGAAGGAAGAAACGGCCAAGAAGAAUAAGAAUGGGAAGAAAAUAAAGGUGAGAGCAAGGGCAGGGCCGAGGGGAUUUGGACAGAAGAUUAAUGAGGAUGAUGAUUAGCAUAUGCAGAUGUAUAAUGUAACCUCCACUUUUCGGCAUUUUCAAGAGAUGUUCUUUUUCUUGAUUCUUUCUUAUCGUGGUUAAUUUUGAGAAGCCUUAAUACAAGGCUUCCCUCCAUCUAGAACUGAAAAAACUAAAUAAGAGAUCCAAAAUUAUUUACGUUUUUAA